UGGGGAGGGGGGAUAGCGGAGGAAAGAACGGGACACGCCAGAGCCACCGCGGUUCCUCCAAUCAGCUCCGGGCUGAGGGCGGCGCGUGCGGCCGGGCUGUGAAUGGGAAGCGGCGGCGGCGGCGGCGGAUGGUAAAAGAAUCGAAUGUUUCACAGGGAAAUGAAACCUGGGAACUACCACGAUCAGUGAAAAUCUAAAGGGAAUAUAGUUUUCGUCCUCUUUGCGGUAGCGAAAGGUACUCUCUGGCUUGCCGUCUGCAGUUGCUGGCUCCAUAGAAUGGAACAAGCUCCUGUUUGUUAUAGUGCUGCGAUGAAGGAUCCAGGUUUACCGAAAUACUAGCCAGCGUCAGUAAACUUGCUCUGUCUCAGCUUGUGUGGAAGGCAUUGCAUGUGACAAGGCAGAGAAACAUGUGUUUCACAUUUCUGACUGGUUGUUUUGGUGCAAUCAAUAGUUCUACAAGAUGCAUUGAUUUAGAUGGCGAUUAUAAUACGGUCAUGCACACGGAGUAUUGCCUUCGGGUUGCAUGCCAAGUGAGCACAAGCCACCAGGUCCUUGCCUCUUACGAACAAGAGAAGCCAGGAUCCCCCAAACUUCAGCACCGGAGCAACAGGAAUACAAGUUCCCACUUAACCAAAGAAAGCCCAACCUCACAGUGGGCUGGGAAGGAUGAGGAUGAAAACGUGCAUUCGGAUCUGAAGGCAGUCAGGGAGGAAAUAAUGAUUGGAAGAGAGGUCGGAGGAGAGCUUAUGGCACGAAGGAAUAGUUGGAGAAAACAAAUGAUAAAGUUCAACUUAUGUUUCUUUUUCUUCUGUCGUGGAUGGUGGGCGUUUCUCUUGCUUCAGCUCCACAUGUUUCAAGCAUUGGCACAAGUUGGUGAUUCCCAGUUUCCUAUUUCAAGAUUUGAUGAUGUUGCACCAUAUUUCAAGACUGAACCAGGUUUACCUCAGAUUCAUCUGGAAGGAAAUCGCCUUGUCCUCACUUGUCUUGCUGAAGGGAGUUGGCCAUUGGAAUUCAAGUGGAUAUGCAACGACAAUGAGAUUACCACCUACACCAGCGAAUAUAAGUACAUUAUUCCAUCUUUAGAGAGGACUGAUGCUGGGUUUUACCGAUGUGUGGUACGCAACAGGAUGGGAGCACUCUUGCAAAGAAAAUCAGAAGUUCAAGUUGCAUAUAUGGGAAAUUUCAUCGAUGCAGAUCAGAGAAAAACUGUAUUUCAAGGAGGUGCUGCAGUUCUAAACUUGCCUCACAUCAUCAGCUAUCCCAGACCACAAGUUACUUGGUUUAGAGAUGGACAUAAGAUUAUUCCAAGCAGCAGAAUAGCUAUAACACUGGAGAAUCAGCUGGUGAUCUUGGCAACAACAGCAGGUGAUACAGGAGGUUACUAUGUCCAGGCUGUCAACGAAAAAAAUGGCGAAAAUAAGACAAGUCCAUUCACUUAUUUGAGCAUAGAAAGUGAAAGUGACACCCCUGAUAUCAUGGCUCCUGUCAUUGUCAUCCCUCCAGGCAAUACAAGUGUAGUGGCAGGAACCAGUGAGGUCACAUUGGAAUGCAUAGCCAAUGCAAGACCUAUUGAAGAACUGAGCAUGACUUGGAAGAGAAAUGGAGUAAAAAUUACUAAUGGACUCCACAAUUUGGGGAGAAGGCUUACAAUCACCAACCCGACAUCGUCCGACAUUGGGAUGUACAUCUGUGAGGCUGAAUUAAAAGGAACUAAUUUUGAGCCAGCAAGAACAAAAGCCUUUCUUUCUAUUAUAGAGCCACCCUAUUUUACUGCUGAACCUGAGAACAGAAUUCUAGCCCAAGUGGAAAAAACAGUGGAUAUCACGUGUCAAGCAAUGGGAGUCCCUGUCCCUAAUCUUGAAUGGUAUAAGGACUCCGUCCCUAUCAGCAAGCUCCGAAAUUCUCGUUACAAAGUGCUAGUGAGUGGAGGUCUACGAAUCCAGAAGCUUCAUCCUGAUGACUCUGGUAUCUUUCAGUGCUUUGCAAGAAACGAAGGGGGAGAAAUAGAGACACACACCUACCUGGAUGUAACCAAUAUUGCACCAACAUUUACUCUUCGUCCAGUGGAUACCACUGUUACAGAUGGCAUGACAGCAAUGCUCACCUGUGAAGUUUCAGGAGCUCCAAAACCUGCUAUCACUUGGAGAAGAGGGAAACAGAUUUUGGCCAGUGGCUCUGUUCAGAUUCCUAGAUUUAUCCUUCUUGAGUCUGGAGGCCUGCAGAUAACCCCAGUCUUUCUCCAGGAUGCUGGCAACUACACCUGCUAUGCAGUCAACUCUGAAGGAUCUCUAAAUGCAUUCGCCAUGCUGACUGUGUGGAAUCGGACUUUUAUUGUCUUCCCUCCUGAGGACAGAACUGUUAUUAAGGGAACUACAGCCAUGCUGCACUGUGGAGCUAUUCAUGAUCCUAGAAUUCCUAUCAGAUAUGUUUGGAAGAAGGACAAUAUCGUCAUAAAUCCAGCUACGAGUUCAAGAAUUGUGGUCGAGAAAGAUGGCUCGCUUCUCAUUAGUCAGACGUGGUCAGGUGACAUUGGUGACUACACCUGUGAGGUUAUUUCUGAAGGAGGGAACGAUUCGAGAAUGGCUCGCCUGGAAGUGAUUGAAUUGCCUCAUUCACCUCAAAACCUCUUGGCUAGCCUGAAUUCCUCCCAUAGUCGCACUGUGAUGCUCUCCUGGGUUCGACCCUUUGAUGGAAACAGUCCUGUGCUUUAUUACAUCGUGGAGCUGUCUGAGAACAAUUCUCCAUGGAAGGUACAUUUAUCUAAUGUGGAUCCAGAGAUGACUAGUGUCACUGUCAGUGGCCUCACUCCAGCUCGUACCUACCAGUUCAGAGUUUGUGCUGUCAAUCAGGUUGGCAAGGGCCAACACAGUGCGGAAACAAGCAGAUUGAUGUUGCCUGAAGAACCUCCUAGUGCCCCCCCUAAAAAUAUAGUGGCCAGUGGCCGCACCAAUCAAUCCAUCAUGGUCCAGUGGCAACCUCCCCCUGAAACCGAACAUAAUGGUGUUCUACAUGGCUACAUCCUCAGGUAUCGUCUGGCAGGCCUACCUGGCGAGUAUCAGCACAGGAACAUUACCAGCCCAGAGAUUAACUAUUGCCUGGUAAAAGACUUGAUCAUCUGGACUCAAUAUGAAAUUCAAGUGGCAGCUUAUAAUGGGGCUGGUCUGGGAACAUUCAGCAGAGCAGUUACAGAAUACACAUUACAAGGAGUCCCCACAGCUCCCCCACAGAAUGUGCAAACAGAAGCUCUGAACUCCACAACUAUCCAGUUCCUGUGGAAUCCUCCUCCCCAGCAGUUCAUUAAUGGCAUCAACCAGGGAUACAAGCUUCUUGCAUGGCCAGUGGAUGUUCCAGAGGCUCUGAUUACUGUCACCAUUGCUCCCGAUUUCCAUGGUAUCCACCAUGGAUUUAUAACUAACUUGAAGAAAUUCACUGCCUACUACACAUCAGUUCUGUGCUUCACCACACCAGGGGAUGGCCCUCGGAGCCCACCCCACCUCAUCUGGACUCAUGAAGACAAGCCUGGAGCCGUGGGACACCUGAGCUUCACUGAGAUUCUGGACACGUCUCUCAAGGUCAGCUGGCAGGAACCUGUGGAGAAAAAUGGCAUUAUUAUAGGUUAUCAAAUUUCCUGGGAAGUGUAUAGUAGAAAUGACUCCCGUCUUACACUUACUCUAAAUAAUACAACCCAUGAAUAUAAAAUUAAAGGACUGUCAUCUCUUACCACUUAUACCAUUGAAGUGGCAGCUGUCACAGCUACAGGGAUUGGACUGGUGACCUCAUCCACAAUUUCUUCUGGAGUUCCACCAGAACUUCCUGGAGCUCCUUCCAAUCUGGUGAUUUCCAAUAUAAGUCCUCGAUCAGCAACACUGCAGUUCCGACCUGGUUAUGAUGGGAAAACCUCUAUUUCCAGAUGGAUAGUAGAGGGACAGAUUGGUGCAAUAGGCGAUGAGGAGGAGUGGAGCUGUCUUUAUGAAGAAGAGAAUGAGCCUGAUGCCCAGAUGUUGGAGAUACCAAACCUCACUCCCUAUACUCAUUACAGGUUUAGAAUGAGACAAGUGAACAUUGUUGGCCCCAGUCCUUUCAGUCCAUCAUCUCGUGUUAUCCAGACUUUGCAGGCCCCACCCGAUAUUGCUCCAGCGAGUGUAACAGUUCGAACAGCAAGUGAGACCAGCCUGUGGCUUAGAUGGGUGCCACUCCCUGAUUCACAAUACAAUGGCAACCCUGAAUCUGUGGGCUAUAGAAUUAAAUACUGGCGAACCGACCUUCAGUCUUCAGUAAUGGUGCAAGUCAUCAGUGACAGACUAGAGAGAGAAUACACCAUUGAGGAGCUGGAAGAAUGGACUGAGUAUGAGCUACAGAUGCAGGCAUUCAAUGCCAUUGGGGCAGGGCCUUGGAGUGAAAUGGUGAGAGGUCGGACUCGUGAAUCUGUUCCAUCAGCUGCCCCUGAAAAUGUAUCUGUUGAGGCUGUAAGUUCCACUCAGAUUUUAAUAACGUGGGCUUCUGUACCUGAACAAGAUCAGAAUGGACUCAUACUGGGUUAUAAGAUUCUAUUCAAGGCCAAAGAUUUGGAUUCCGAACCCAAAACCCAUGUAGUAAGAGGGAAUCACACACAGUCAGUUCUCCUGGCAGGGCUGCGGAAGUAUGUGCUCUAUGAGCUCCAGGUGCUGGCAUUCACACGCAUUGGAAAUGGAGUCCCAAGCUCUCCUCCCAUUUUAGAGCGAACCAAGGAUGAUGCUCCAGGUCCUCCUGUGAGACUUGUGUUUCCUGAAGUGAGGCUGACCUCAGUGCGGAUUGUGUGGCAACCACCAGAGGAACCCAAUGGGAUUAUUCUGGGUUAUCAGAUUGCAUAUCGUGUUGCAACUAGCAGCCCCAACAAAUUUACCACUGUUGAAGUUGGCUCUACUGUCAGGCAAUUCACUGCCACAGAUCUUACUCCAGAGUCAGCAUACAUCUUCAGGGCAUCAGCAAAGACAAGACAAGGAUGGGGAGAACCUUUGGAAGCCACAGUCAUCACAACUGAAAAAAGAGAUCGGCCAGCACCACCCAGACAUCUUCUGAUUCCUCAGUCAGAAGUGACCUCUCGGAGCCUACAACUCCAGUGGGUCCCCGGCAGUGAUGGGUCAUCACCAAUACGGUAUUUCACAGUGCAGAUCCGAGAACUGCCAAGGGGCGAAUGGCAAACUUACUCUUCAUCCAUCAGCCAUGAGGCCACAGCCCAUGUUAUUGAAAGGUUGAAUCCUUUCACCUCCUACAAGCUCCGCCUGAAAGCAACCAAUGAUAUUGGAGACAGUGACUUCAGUGCAGAGACUGAGGCAGUAACUACACUGCAAGAUGUUCCUGGAGAACCUCCAAAUUGUGUUUCAGUGACUCCUCAUACCACUUCUUCUGUUCUGGUCCAGUGGCAGCCACCAAGGGAUGAGAGUCUGAAUGGCCUUCUUGUGGGAUACCGAAUCUAUUAUCGGGAGCUGGAAUAUGAAACUGGACCUGGAACAGAAUCCAAGACUGUUAAAAAUCCCUCAGCUCUAAGAGCAGAACUCACACCCCAAAGCAGCUUCAAGACAGUGAACAGCAGCUCUGCAUUAACAACGUAUGAAUUAACACAUUUAAAGAAAUAUAAACGAUAUGAAGUGAUAAUGACUGCAUAUAAUAUUAUUGGAGAGAGCCCGGCUAGUGCUCCAGUGGAAGUCUUUGUAGGAGAAGCUGCACCAGCAAUGGCUCCACAGAACAUACAAGUGAACCCUCUCACGGCCAGUCAGCUGGAAGUCAUAUGGGACCCGCCUCCUGUGGAGAGUCAAAAUGGGAUCAUACAAGGAUACAAGAUUUAUUACUGGGAGGCAGACAGUCAAAAUGACACAGAAAACAUGAAGGUACUUUUUCUCCCAGAAACAAUGGUCAGACUGAAAAACCUGACCAGUCACACCAAAUACCUGGUCAGCAUAUCUGCCUUCAAUGCUGCUGGAGAUGGGCCCAAGAGUGAACCCAGACAAGGGAGAACACAGCAAGCUGCACCUGGUGCUCCCAGUUUCCUGGCAUUCUCAGAAAUAACUUCUACUACUCUUAACAUUUCUUGGGGAGAGCCAGUGGCAGCAAAUGGUGUCCUGCAGGGUUAUCGAGUGGUUUAUGAGCCCUUAGCACCUGUCCAAGGGGUAAGCAAAGUGGUGACUGUGGACAUUAAGGGAAAUUGGCAGCGCUGGCUGAAAGUGAGGGACCUCACAAAAGGAGUCACCUACUUCUUCCGAGUGCAGGCUCGCACCAUCACCUACGGACCUGGACUACAGGCUAACAUCACAGCUGGUCCAGCUGAGGGAUCUCCUGGUUCUCCUCGAGAUGUUUUGGUUACAAAAUCAGCUUCUGAACUAACUCUCCAAUGGAUGGAGGGAAAUCCUGGAGACAGGCCCACAACCGGCUACAUCAUAGAGGCAAGGCCUUCAGAUGAAGGCCUGUGGGACAUGUUUGUGAAGGACAUCCCCCGAAGUGCUACCUCCUACACAGUCGGCUUGGACAAGCUCCGGCAGGGAGUGACUUAUGAAUUUCGAGUGGUAGCAGUGAAUGACUUUGGCUAUGGAGAGCCUAGUAGUCCCUCUGUAGCAGUAUCAGCCCAAUCAGAAACUCCAUUUUAUGAGGAGUGGUGGUUUCUUCUGGUGAUGGCUCUUUCAAGUCUGAUACUUAUCCUGCUUGUUGUGUUUGCCUUGGUCUUGCAUGGACAGAACAAGAAAUAUAGGAACUGUAACACAGGAAAAAGCAUCUCCAAUAUGGAGGAAUCAGUUACCCUGGAUAAUGGAGGGUUUGCUGCCUUAGAGCUAAACAGUCGCCAUCUCAAUGUCAAGAGCACUUUCUCCAAGAAGAAUGGCACCAGGUCUCCUCCUCGACCAAGUCCUGGCGGUCUACAUUAUUCUGAUGAAGACAUCUGCAACAAAUACAAUGGAGCUGUGCUAACUGAGAGUGCAAAUCUGAAGGAGAAAUCUGUAGAUGCAUCUGAAUCUGAGGCCACAGACUCCGAUUAUGAAGACGAACUGCCAAAGCAUUCCUUCGUUAACCAUUACAUGAGCGACCCCACCUACUAUAACUCGUGGAAGCGCCAGGCGAAGGGCGUCAAGCAUCCCGCGGCGUACAGGUACGAGGAGUGCGCAGCCAAUGACGCGGAGCCCUACUUUCAGACUGUGAUCACUACGCAGAGCGCGGGGGGCGUGUACACCCCGACGGGACAGCAGGCCCCCGGCUCUCGGACUCCCGUCACGGGUUUUUCUUCGUUUGUCUGACGCCCUCCAGGCUCCAGCACAGUGGGGACUCCCGCCGACGUUGGGGUGACGCGGCCCGACUCCCGGGCGGGUGGCUGGUACAGUGAACUGUGGGUACAUUUCUCUAUCAGGGUAGAACGGAGGCGAACAGGAAUAAGUCUAUUUUUUUUUUUUUUGAAGACAAUCAACGCCAACAACAGAGCUGAAGUUUUGUUUAAAAACAAUUUCUGAGAAGCAACAAUUUUAACCACUCACGAAUGGUAGGAUUUCAAUGGGAAGUUCUUUGUUGUUGUUUUAAAAGCCUUUUUUUUUAUUUUUCCAGUAAUACCACCUCAGGAGGCAGCCUCUGUCUUUCCUUUCUCUUUUUCUUUUCCUUUUAAGAGAAGGCAUAUUUCAUGGGUGCGGUGGCUUGGCACCUCUGAGACUCCUGAAGAUUUCAAAGCUUUCCGUGUCUCCAUCUUAAAGGCCGAGGAGGAAUGAUGGCAUGGGAAGAGGACGGAGCGGUGUGUGAAAUAUCCAGACGGACUCCUAGCUUACUACUUUCUCCUUUUCUACCUCCUCUUUUGGGGAAGAAACUAGUUCACGGGAUUGAUUCUCCGUGGUAGAUCGGCCUUGAUAAUGAAUACUCUCCCAGUACUUGGUUCUGUUUGAUAGCCCCUCCCCUUGCCUGACCAUUCCUAAAACCCUCCCACUUGGCAGUUUCUAGCAGAGAAAACAGUUCGAAGGCUCUGUUCCUGGCAUGAGAUAAUGCAAAUGGGAAAUCAUUCCAAGGUGGUAUCCUUCUGACCUGUUGUGGAUUGAGUCCUCCCCAGCAUGGUCUAGCCCAGGGGGCAUUUAACAAAGACCACAUGAUGGUACAGGAAGUGUGACCUGAGGCUUGGUUGGCCACUACUCAGUCAUGGCAGCCGGUGAAACUGCUUCCACCCCGCAGCCUUCCCUUGCUAAACCAGACAAAGACAACACUUCCAGGAUUGCCUGGUAUUUGAGAAGGAGGCUUCCAAGAGGGGAUUUUUUAAACCAUUUUUUUUUUAAUGUCACACUAAGUGAGUGAGUCUUUGGUGUUUCCAGGUGCCUUUUUAUUGUUCAGCUUUGUACAUGGAAAAGCUAGUGUGUCUCCAAAUAAAGCAAAAUGGCUUUUGGGGAAAAAAAAAAAAAAAGCAAGGUUGUGAAUUACCUCGUGCACAUUUUAAGGCUCCCUUGGUGCACUCCGGCUCCAAUCCUUUUUCUUGUCUUUUUUUUUUUUAAGUAAGAGUUUACCUUCCAUUUGUUUUGUAUCCUCUGCCUUCUUGACCUCUGGAACCCCUGUCAGUUCCUCAAGAACCAAGAUCAGCUCUCAACCUCUUGGUUGAUGGUUAUUGAGUUUUGUUUUUGUUUUUGUUAUUGUGGUUCUAAUUGUUCCUCCUCCCAGCCCAGGGGAAACAUUCAGGAGCUAUUAGGGAAAAUGUAGCCUAGACUAGGAUCCUAUCAGAUUAUUUUUGCAACAGGUGUCUGGAAACCACAGGACAAUUCAUUGGCCUGUUGAUUUCUAUACCAGAGCUAGCCUGAACAUUGUCAUUUCCUGCAAAACUGAACGUUGGUGUGUGCAUGUGUGGGUGUGUGCGUAGAACCCUCCCUGGCCACUGGACACCAGCAAAGGUAAAAAGGUCUGGGCUCCUGGGAACACCAUAAAGAGCAGGACCAAGAAACAGAACUGAGACAAUUCCUGUGGGUUGUCAGUGUCCCUUAAUGGCAAAUGGAGAACUGAUGAUGGAGAACUCUCAUUCACCAGUCAAAUGCCACUACCCUGCCUUGAGGGUAUACUGAAUAACUGGACAGUUUCUGGCACUACCAGGGAACAAUUCUUCUAAACCCAUGAGGAAGAAUUCAUAGCUUGUAACCCAACCAUUACCUUUCUCUGCCUCCCUGGAGCAGAAGAGACUACCUUCCUACCAAGGGUUUGGACCUUCAGGGUCUGCCAGUUGUUAUAAGAAGUACUGAUGGGGCAGAGAAUUCUUGGGUUGAGUAGAGUCCUCCUUUAGCUCUUCAAAGUUGGGCAGAGAGAGGAGAGGGUGUAGGGAAGGGGGAAGGAAACACUUGAGUUUUGGGGGCUGGGGAGCACAAAAUUCUAAACUCUAAACCAAAAAUCCUAAAAGGUCCAUCCAAAGGCUUUUAACCAUGAGAUAACUACCCACAGUUCACUCUCCAGAAAAUUACUCAGAAGUUAUGAGAUACAAUGUCCUGGGUCCUUUCUGGUCUACUGGCAGCCACAAGACAAUUGCAAGACAAACCACAAGACGACUUGAAUUUCUUUUGAAGAUGAACACAGAACGUGGACAAAACCACUGCCUUUUGUGCACUUUGACUGCUCUCCUAAGCCAUACGGACAUUGCUUUAAUUAAUGAACCAAGAAAAAAAAGUUUUAAAUUGUCUUAGUUUGGGGAUGAUUUGGUUGGAUUUUUUUUAAAGUUUCCAUGAAAAUGAUAUAACAGGUUUUUUGGGGGCUCAUGGUAUUUCUUCUAUCUUAUCUAUUUUUAGUAAACUUUUUUUUGUAUAGAAAAAUUGUUUGUACAAUGUAGCUGCCUUGGCGCUGUGAUCACUGUCAGGAUAUUAGUGUCUGCACAUGACUUAACCACUUUGCGGGACCACGGAUUAGAAGCAGUUUUUAAGAUCCAAAAAGGUCAACUCUGCCCAAUGGAAAGGGUCUGUCAGAACUUCCCAGAGCAAUGUGGCCACUGAGAAGUAGCCACUCUCAUUUGUAUUGGAAAAGCAGAAAAUAAUUAUCACCCAAGAGAGAUGGAUGGGGGUUUAAUCCUUUAAAAGGAGAAAAGAAUAUUAUAGAACAAGACUGAGGAAAUGUUUCCUUCUUGCAUUCUUCUGUAAUGCUAGAAAAUAUCAUGUUUGUCAAUAGAAAUGGACUCUCCCCAUGAAAGAACUCAAAUGAACUCCUAAGAUUUGUUAACCAAUAAAAAUGACUUCUGCACAUGACAGUUAUGCUAGUCACCAUCAAGAGGACACAUAGUUGUUUUUCUAGAAAUAGGGAUAUCUAUGCACUCAACCAUCUAUAUUUCCCCUCCCAAUUCCCCUUAUUUGAUGCAGGUUUGCCUGGUGAAUAGCUAGAGUUAGAAGUGUGAUCCAGGACCACAGAAGAGUUUUAUCACCAUCAACUUUCUUGGUGCCCUUAGAGACUGAACAUGUGGCCUUGGUCCCUAACACUAAUUUCAAGCCAACUGAGCUAACUAAACCAAACGUAAAGUUGUUCCGCUCCUUCCUUUGGAUUAUCCAAUCUCCCUGUCUUUAGAUGAAAAAUAUUCAAUAUCACAACAAAAGUAUAUAUGAUCUUGGGCAAUCCGGGAGUCUUUCCUAAUCCCUAGGGAUAAGAGAGGCUUAUGAAAGCAGACAGCCCACUGUCAUGUAAAGCAUUCACAAAGAUACCACCAGGUAUGUGUGCUCACUUUGCAGACUUUUUCAAUGCUGUGCUUGUAUUUGGCAAUGAUUGGACCGUAGCAUGGUUUUUUGCAUAAAUGAUUUGUAGCAUGAUUUUCAUUUUUUGAAAAUUCUUAGCACACAAUGUAGUUAUUCUCCCAACUCACAAUCCAUGUAUUUCAAUGUGGUUCUUCAUUAAUUAACACAUCAUCUCUGUAGUACAGACUGGGUCAAAAGGUGGGAACAAUGUAAAGCUUUUUAGCUGAGCUAGUCAGCCCCAAUGAUAAAUAGUUGCGUUAUUUUUCAUCCCUAGGCCUACCAUGUAUCUCCUAUCCUCUCCCCAUUCAUGAAUAGCUUGAAAUCAAUCUGAAAAUUAAGAGAGAAAUUUGUAAAGGUUUCCCUGCAGUGUUCCCUGUGGUUGUGCAGAAAACCAGAUCUCAUUAAAACACACACACACACACACACACACACACACACACACACACACACACACACACACAACACUCCACAAAACCAAUCUAUAGAAAGACAGAGAGGUGCUAUGGGUACAAUUUUAAUAAAAUUUGUUUUUCCUUAA
Molecule: messenger RNA, 11217 nt
Organism: Monodelphis domestica (gray short-tailed opossum)
Lineage: Eukaryota; Metazoa; Chordata; Mammalia; Didelphimorphia; Didelphidae
Gene: SDK1
Product: sidekick cell adhesion molecule 1
Molecular function (GO): protein binding
Source: RefSeq, a predicted model, not a curated record